AUGGGUGCCAUAGUAUCGCUUCCUAUAACAAUGGGAAGCACGUUUGUUGCUUCCUGUGUGGGCGGGUGUUGUUCUAAUAUGAUUUCGAAGACGUUUAACACAUUGGGAUCUUCAUCCCUCGGAACUAGAUUGUUGUAUGCAUUUUGGCUGCUUAUCAACUCUCUGAUAUCCUGGAUCUCCAUGUCUACUAAUAAAAGUAUUCUCUGGCCGGGCAAAACAUGUACAUCUAUGGGUGAAUGCGGGUUCUUCACAGUCCACAGGUUUAACUUUGCCCUAGGCAUAUUGCACGCACUGUUAGGUUUUUCUUUGCUCGGAGUUAAGUCGACGAAGGAGGUAAGGGCAGCACUACAGAACUCAUGGUGGUCGGCGAAGUUCAUAGUGUACCUGGUACUUGUUAUUGUAUCCUUCACGAUCCCGAAUGAAUUCUUUGUCUUUUUCUCGAAAUGGGUCUCUAUGCCCAGCGGUGUAGUCUUUAUCCUUAUCGGCUUAAUUCUGAUAGUCGAUUUUGCUCAUGAAUGGGCUGAAACUUGCAUAUACCAUGUGGAGGUAGAGGACGAGAAUUCUGAUUUGUGGAAGAGAUUUUUGGUGAUUGGUACUGCCGGUAUGUACACUCUGUCCGCGAUAAUGACCGUUACAAUGUACAUUUUAUUUUCCAGAGGUGACUGUCAUAUGAACCAAGUAGCGGUGACCGUCAACUUGGUAUUGACCAUACUUACUUUGAUUGUAUCGAUUCAUCCAACCGUCCAGGAGGCUAAUCCUCGGUCAGGUUUAGCGCAAAGCAGCAUGGUCUCCAUGUACUGCACUUAUUUGACCCUAAGCGCAAUGACGUCAGAGCCGGAUGAUAAGAUGUGCAACCCACUGAUAAGAUCCAGUGGUACGAGGAAAGCCAGUGUUGUUAUUGGCUCUCUUUUCACUUUCAUAGCGAUUGCCUACACGACCACAAGAGCGGCAGCCAAUACUGCUCUGCAAGGAUCAAAUCCCAACGGUGAAAUAUACUUGGGUAACAAUUCUGCAGUGGAUGAAUCCCUGGACUAUGCAGGGUUGAGUGGACAGAGCAGAAACCAGCUUCGAUACGAGGCCAUAAAACAGGCUGUAGACGAGGGGUCCCUUCCGGAAAGCGCACUUUACGAUAACGUGUGGCUAAACAGACCUUCUACGAGUAGAGUUACUGGAGGGGAAGGCGAGGAUGACGAAGACGACGAGGUGACUGGCACCAAAUACAAUUAUUCGCUGUUCCAUUUCAUCUUCUUCCUAGCAACCCAGUGGAUAGCCAUCCUUUUGACCAUAAACGUCGGCAAGGACGACGUCGGUGAUUUCAUCCCCGUGGGGAGAACGUAUUUUUACUCCUGGGUGAAGAUACUUAGUGCGUGGCUCUGCUACGCGCUGUACAACUGGACUGUGAUUGCACCGCUCGUGUCGGACAAAUUCGAUUACGAUGGUUACUACUAA
Huiozyma naganishii CBS 8797 is the source of this 1449-nucleotide messenger RNA. It is a transcript of the gene TMS1, whose product is annotated as Tms1p. The record is from RefSeq and is a predicted model, not a curated record. Gene Ontology annotation, cellular component: membrane. Lineage: Eukaryota; Fungi; Ascomycota; Saccharomycetes; Saccharomycetales; Saccharomycetaceae. Bases 1 to 1449 code for a protein of 482 amino acids. The transcript has a single exon.